Adineta steineri is the source of this 4632-nucleotide messenger RNA. The record is from the annotation of a GenBank genome assembly. NCBI's taxonomy places the organism in Eukaryota, Metazoa, Rotifera, Eurotatoria, Adinetida, Adinetidae.
AUGCGAUUCUCGCAUUUACUGCUUACGAUUUUACUUCUUUAUCAUCCGAGUAAUGCUUUUCAUCGAAUGUACGAAACGACAUGGGAUACAAUGAAUACCACUAUUCAUGCUUUUCAUUGUCUAUACAACUUACAUAUCGAGUACCGUUCGUCAACUGAACUAGAUCAUGAUUGGGGCACAAGUGGGCGCGCUCAGAUGAUGCAUUACUGUCGUCGAAAAAUCGCAAAAAUCAGUGAAUUAAUCAAACCGCCUCAUAAUCAAGUAGUGUAUGGAGAAGAAUUUACCUUCAGUAGCCUACGUGAAAUGGGUGUUUCAGCUCAACAACUGUACGACUGGUAUGCACCAAUGGAUACUAUAGAAGAAUAUAUAUCAGGUAAAAAUACAAGCUCUUUCUACAACUGUUCACAGACGAAGGGUAACUACUGGUUCGGACCAUGGUGUCAGUAUACAUUCGGUUCGGAAAAAGAUUUGGCAGAUAUCCUCAACGACAAAUUUCUUUUCCCAGUAGCACAUAAUACAUGUUAUCCAAUGAACGAUGGAAUAUGUGAAUCCAUUCUCUGUUUGGACUGGCGAGAAAUCUGCGACGGUAAAAUGGAUUGCAAGAAUGGAAUCGAUGAACAUCGUUGUCAUGAACUGGAAAUAAAUGAAUGUAAUCAAGAAACGGAAUACCGUUGUCUCAAUGGGCAAUGUAUUGAUAAAAUAUUUGUUUUGGAUAACGAGUUCGAUUGUAUGGAUGAAUCUGACGAAAGACUUGACAGAAAUAAGAGAGACUGUUUUCCUUUAUCCUUCAGUAAUUGCGAAGAUCGAAUAUGCCCAUCGCUGUGGUUUUCAUGUGGUGAUGGCUAUUGCUAUGAUGGGCCAAAUGUUGAUUCAGGUGAAGCAUGUUAUUCAAAACGUGAUCGUCUUUAUUUGGAACAAAUGCCGUCAUCAAAAUUCAUCUUAUUUUCACAUGUAUUCUUAAUUUAUGAUAACAUUCAACCAAAAUGGAUAUGUUAUAAUGAAACAUUAUGUCCAUAUCUAUCUUUGAAUAAACAUCUUCUAUUUGAAACAUUUACAUUCAAUGGCUCGAUAUGUCGAGCAUUUAAUACAUUUACAAAUCGAACUUACUCGGAAUUAUAUGAUAUAAUCAAAGAUUUCAAGAGUUUUAUUCUCUCGUGUUCAAUACCGGCUCAAAAAGAUUUAUCAAAUAAUUGUUCACUAUUUAAAUGUAAUGACAACAGUAAAUGUUUCUCAUUUCAUCGUCUAUCGGAUGGUUAUAAAGAUUGUUCCAAUGGCGAAGAUGAACGUCAGGAGAAUACAUGUUCACUCAAUAUUUCUCAUCGAUAUUCUUGUGAUAAUGGUACACGUUGUAUACAUUCAACUCUUCGUCUUGAUGAUACUAUUCAUUGUGCUGACAAAAGUGACGAAUAUGAAAGAUAUUUUUGGGAGACCUAUGGUUUGGAUCCAGUAAAGAAUAUAGCUUCUCAACAAUUGCUUUUGUUUUUCAACAUAACAUUUCCUAAAAUUUGUAAUGGCGUGGUCGAAUAUGUUGCUGAUGCUUUCAACAACACUGAUGAAACAGAUUGUUCGAUGAAUGAAUGGCGUUGUUCUACAUCCUAUUCGAGAUGUAAUGGAGUUUGGAAUUGUCCUGAUGGGAGAGAUGAACUCAAUUGUGGAUAUGGCACAUCUCCAAAAUAUGAUUGUGAUAAUUCGAGUCAUUUUUGUUUGAAUAUAACAAAUGGCUAUCCUAUGUGUCUCCCACGGACAAAAGCUGGUGAUGGUAUUAUCGACUGUGUAGGAUCGUUAGAUGAACGAACGUUUUGUCGUGUCACAUAUCCAAACGAUAUAAUGCGUCGAUAUCGAUGUCGCAAUUCAGAUCAAUGUAUUUCUCCAUUUCAAGUGUGUGAUUGUCAUCAAGAUUGUCCAGAAAAUGAUGAUGAAAUAACAGCAUGUGUUUGGCUCAAUAACAAUCAAGAAGGACAUUUUUGCCAACAAGAUCGUUUUCGAUGUCGUGAUGGACAACAAUUAUAUUGUCCAGCUAAUCUAUGCCAUUGUAGACAUCCCGAUGGUAAUUGUAAAAAUGAAGAACAAAGACUUUUCUGUGACUUGAUCGAUUAUGGUCUACCUCGGAUGUCAUUCUUAUUAAACUAUGUCGAAAAAUCUUCUGACAUUGAAAAAAAACAAGUUUCACGAAGUUUAUCGUUGUCAGAUGAUUUUAAAAGUGAGCCUUGUAAUCGAGGACUACUGGUUCGCUAUGCUCGAAAUCCAUCUGAUUUCUAUUGUUUUUGUUCCGAUCAUUACUAUGGUGAUUAUUGUCAAUAUCAACGUAAACGAAUUAGUAUUCAUAUUCGAUUACGAAUGAAAAGUUCUUUUAAUUCUAUUAUUCCAAUAUUCAAAAUUGUUCUUUUCUUAAUACGUCAAAAGAAUGAUUCGAUCAUCAUAUUAUCCCAUGAACAAUUUCUUUAUGCUCCACAAUACGAUUGUUUACAAAUGCAUAUUACUCACUUAUUAUAUCCGAUCAAUGAAUCAUAUUCAUCAUCAUACAAUCAUUCAGUACAUAUUUAUGCAUUUACUGCACAAAAUCUUGAACUUCGUGCUUCGUGGCAAUUUCUCUUACCACUGGAUUUUCUACCGGUUAAUCGAAUAGCGAAAGAACUUUUUAUAACCGAUAUUCCCAUAGCAAUGACACAAUUUCUGACUAUAAUAUCUACCGAUAAAUCUGCAUUCUGUUCAAAUAAUUCUCUCUAUCUGGGAUAUGAUGUCAAUCUUGGUCGAGAUAUUUGUAUAUGUCCUCUAAAUCACACGGGUCGUCGUUGUAUGUUUUCAUUUAAUCCAUGUACUCCAGAUAGUUGUAAUGAACAUGGAGAAUGCGUACCUAUCGAUGAACGCUAUCUAAACCCGAAGAGACAAUUUCUAUGUUUAUGUGAUACUGAGUGGGGUGGAAAACAAUGCGACAAAGCAAUGCCACGUAUUCAUAUAUCCUUUUCAUCAGAUGUUCUUAUUCCAGCAUCGAAUAUUGCACUCGUUCACUCCAUUUAUACCCAAGAGUUCACUCAUCAGGAAAUUCAUUUUCAUCAUUUCCAUGAGAAUAUAUUUGAAUUAACAAUAUAUUUGUAUCAUCUUCCGGAAACACUCGAUCUUAUAUUUGUGCAACUUUAUGAACAUCUUGAUCAAUUCGAUUAUUAUCUAUUGGUAGUAAGUAAUGAUAUACGUGAUAAGUCUGUGUUAGAAUCCAAUCAUACAUUUAAUCAAUCUGAUCGUUGUCAAUCGAUUGAAGAAUUAUUUAAUGCAACAGUGAUUGCUCAGCCUCGAUUGCGUCGUGUCAAAUAUUACCAACAGCCAUGUGUCAAUCAAAUAUCUGGAAAGAAACUUCAAUGUUUUUAUGAUGAUGAACUUAUGUGUAUAUGUGAUCAAACCAAUCAUGUUAAUUGUUUUAAUUUUAAUUUCAAGUCGUUUGGUUGUCCAUGGAACACAUGUAGCAAUCGAGGUCGUUGUGUUCAAAAUCAUGCAGUAUGUCCAAGUAAUUCUGUUUGUAUUUGUCAACCGUGUACCUAUGGGCCUAUAUGUCAGUUUUCUACAGAUGGAUAUUCUAUUUCACUCGAUGCUAUUCUUGGUUCACAUAUACGUACGACAUUCAAUAUUUUUCAACAAACAAAAAUCAUUCAAAUCAGUCUAAUAAUUUUCUGUAUUUUAAGCAUUAUUGGAAUUAUUCUUAACAUUUUUGCUAUUGCAACAUUUUCUCAGAGAACAACUCGUGAUGUUGGUUGUGGACUUUCUUUGUUGAUUUCAUCAUGUCUUGGAUUAUUGACAAUGAUAGUACUUAUGUGUAAAAUAAUCUCAUUAAUCAGUUUUCAACAACGAAAUGUAAGUUGUGCAUUAAUAGAAUUUCUACUCAAAUGGUGGCCAAUUAGCUCGGAAUGGUUAAAUGCAUACGUAGCCAUCGAACGAACAUUAACUGUUAUUCAAGGAACUUCAUUUUCUACUUCAGCAAGUCGAUGUCGAGCGAAAUGGAUUGCAAUUGGUCUGAUUAUAUUUCUUGGUUUAGUUUCUUCUCCAGAAUAUAUUUUUCGACAAAUAAUCAUUGACGAAUAUGAUGGACGGAGCUGGUGUGUUUUUACUUUAAAUUCUGAUCGUCGAGUACUUCAUAAAUUAUAUUCAAUUACCAAUAUCUUAUUAUUCGUAAUUCCAUUAACGAUCAAUUUAAUCUGUCCUAUUGUCAUUAUUCUGGGAACUAUUUAUCGAAAACAAAAAUCAUCUGCAUGUCCUAACGUUAAACCCAAGGAAAAGAAGAAUCAAACAGUCGUAGCUUUAAAUAAGAACAAGAAAAAUAAGGGUAUCCGAUUUAUGUGUUCGUUAGAUGGUAUCAAAGAACAAAUAUUGAAAUAUAAAUAUAUACUAACAGGACCAAUUCUAUUAGGCAUACUUUCUCUACCUCGUCUAGUAUUCGCAUUCAUCUUUGUUUGUAAGAAACUUGAUCGUCGGCCAUUGGCAAAUUUAUUUCCUUACCUAAUUGGUUUUUUACCAUCGAUGACAGUGUUUUUUGCAUACGUUCUCCCAUCUGAAGUUUACUACACAGCUUUUAUCUCAUUUAUUAAACGAAUUACACCACAAUCAAUUCUAUCAUGGUUAAAUACUCGGUGUCGUCGAAGUUAA